Molecule: messenger RNA, 5934 nt
Organism: Scomber scombrus (Atlantic mackerel)
Lineage: Eukaryota; Metazoa; Chordata; Actinopteri; Scombriformes; Scombridae
Product: CMP-N-acetylneuraminate-beta-galactosamide-alpha-2,3-sialyltransferase 2-like
Exons: 9
Coding region: 274-1404 (376 amino acids)
Molecular function (GO): beta-galactoside (CMP) alpha-2,3-sialyltransferase activity
Source: RefSeq, a predicted model, not a curated record
GAAGAAAAAUCAUCCGGGCGUCUCUAGCUGCUCUCAUGUGUGACCAUAGCUCCCGUCUUCACCAAUAGGAAAGCAGUGUUGUGCACAGAACAGGAAGUUGGUGCACACACACUCGAGCCCUAAUGGAGAUAAAACGGAGAGCAGAGAUGACACGACAGAGGAAAAUGUCCAGAUGACACCCUCCAACUAUGCUAACAUAGGUUUUAACAGUUGAUUGACCACACGGCACCACAACUCCCCUCCUGCUGUCCCCCGCUCCUCGUCCGUCCAGCCAUGUUGUUGAGGAAGAAGCUGUGCGUUGCCGCGGUGAUCGCCACCGUCCUCUUCCUCAUGCUCGCCAGUCAGACCAUCCAGAAAAGACACUCCUUGUCUCUGUCGUUGGCCACGUCUAUCAGCCGGGCCUCGAUGCCCAGGAAAGACAGCAGCACAGGGAUAGUGGUUGAAUCAACAGCGUCUGUUGCGGACCAGAUCUCUGAGCUGGAAAGUGACGUUCCUCCCAACACCCCCAAGCCUGAGGCUGAGGUGAAGCUUCUAGAGAAAACCCAGGAAGACAAGAGGCCCUGCGGUUGUUCUGACUCCUGUUUAUCAGACCUGAGUGAGUCGAAGUGGUUCAGCGAACGCUACGAUCCCAAACAGCAGCCCGUCGUCCUAGGCGACAACAACAACUUUGAUCCAGAUGCCCUCAAAUGGUGGCUGGCUCUUCAGCGGUCCGGAAACGACCAGACUCUAGAGCAAGUGAUGUCGGAAAUGUUCCGGGUCGUUUCUCCACCCACUGUGGAUGUCACGCCCCUCUCUGAGCGUUGCCGCAAGUGCGCAGUGGUCGGCAACUCUGGCAACCUGCAACAGUCCAGAAAUGGCAAGUUGAUCGACACCCACGACUUCGUGAUCCGAAUGAACAAGGCAGUGACUCGAGGAUUUGAGACAGACGUCGGGAAUCGGACGACACAUCAUUUUAUGUACCCCGAGAGCGCAGUGGACAUUGACCAUGGUGUCAGCCUCGUCCUGCUGCCGUUCAAACUUAGAGACCUGGAGUGGCUGACCAGCGCGUUGUCCACCGGCACGGUCAAAAUGACCUACAUGAGGGUUAAAGAGAGAGUGGCGGCUGAUAAAGACAAGGUUCUGGUGGUGAACCCUGUGUUCUUUAAGUACGUCAAUGAUCAUUGGACCGAGCGUCACGGUCGCUACCCGUCCACCGGCAUGCUGGCCAUAAUCUUCGCUCUGCACACCUGCGACCAGGUGUCGGUUUUCGGUUACGGCGCUGACAAGCAGGGGAACUGGCAUCACUACUGGGAGGAGAAUCGCUAUGCUGGAGCCUUCAGGAAGACCGGAGUCCACAGCGCUGACUUUGAAACCGAGGUCAUCCAAAUGCUUGCCAAACAAGGAAAGAUCAGCCUGCACCUGUGACCUACAGACCUGAAGACCUACAGACUGACCUACAGACCUGCAGACCUACUGACUAAAGACUUGCUGACCUACAGACCUGGGGCCAGUUUGCAAGUUCACGUUACACACAUUUAUGAAGCCUUCAGCACUGCAGACAGCUCUGUAAACUCCACUCCAGGGUAACUGUACCUGCUCAAAGGUCAAGAGAUCCUGACCUGCAAUCUGUGUUACUGGGGAAGGAAAUGUUUAGAGUAGAGACGGAGGCCGAACCGUCACAUCUUCCUCUGUGGUAUGUCCUCUGAUAAUGUUCCACUUCUGCCUCAACUGGUCAUUUGCAUAACCAAGAGAGCCACUGCCUGCCAUGCAAAUGCAAAUGUGCUGCAAAGCUGUUGCAACCAUGACAGUGCAUUUCCUCUACUGGGCCAUCCUCAUUUCAGCAACCCAUACCAGUUUAAAGGGAGUGGACAUGUUUCAUAUUUGAGCACUCCGAUGCAACGCUCAGUGAUAGACGUCAUGGUGUCAUUGUUUUGUUUUUAUUGUCACCUUGGAAACUAGUCAAUACUUUUCACUUACACCUGCCUCUGUCUAGGGGUCAGAUUUAGUCUCAGAUGUAGCAUUGUUUCCCUUUUCAGCCUAGUCUAACAACCAGAUGUAGGUCUAACAGGUGCAACCGACCCCUGCUGACUGACCUACAGACUUGCUGACUUACAGACUGACCUACUGACCUCUUCACACAUCUACAGACCUGUAGGAAUACCUGCUGACUGACUGCGGACCUACAAUCUGACCUAUUGACCUCCUGACUGACCUAGACUCUUGGCUGGCCUGUUGACAGACUUGCUUACUGAUCUACAGAUGAUCCACCACUUUUUUUAAACAUUUUUAAUUAUUGAGACCAAGAACCAGCUAAAUCUCCAGCUGUGACUGGCUGAUUGUAGCCGAGUGUCGGCACGCCCGGCUGUCCUCUGGCACUGAAGAACCAGAUCUGAGUCUUCUCUGGACUGUGUGUUGCACAGACCUGUGUACUUCUUGCACAUCAAUCAUCGAAUGUCUGCCUUGAAUCAGACGUCCUGUUACGUUAGAUUGAGGCCAGUGUUGGUCCAAGACAUUUUUUAGAUACCUGGACUACCUGUGGAUGGAGCCUUUGUGGAUGGGAGGAGCUAAACCUGACACACCCACCUGGUUACUGACUUAUGCUGGAUUAAAUGAGUUUCAGGUCAAUUUGAACAGACUGUUAUAUGGGACCCUCCACUGUUGGGACAGACAAACCGUCCUGCCGUCUGGGACUGCGAGGAUCAACCACAGCAAGCUUUGCUCUGAGUGGGAAACAACCACAGACUUUUUAUAUCUUUUUAUGGGAUUUUUAUAGAUACUAUACAGGGAUAACCUCUUUUUUUAAAUUAAAAGCACUUUGCCCUAAAGAAGAAAUGGUAGCCAUGUUACUGCUUCUUUCUUCUUCCAACCACAACUUUUUUUUCUUUUCUAUUUUAUAUCAUUUUUAAUCCAUCCAUCUAUUUUAACUGAAUCUUAACCGUCCUGAUCUAGAAGAUGUUUCUGUCCGGACCGACUGGAAUGGGAAACAGCACGGCGACGUUUUUUAGUUUUCUGUCACAUUCUCAUUUUUGGAAUGUAAGCCAAUGACAUUUUGUGUUUCAUCUUUCUGUCUCGACCAUAUAUGGAGUCAGAGGCAGUGAAUAGGAGGAUUGUUUUGUUGUUUGAACGUCUCCAUUUGUUACAUGAUUAUUCAACAGUCUGCAGGUUGUCAGCUGAUUUCACUGAAUGUCCAAAAUAGGAAUAUUUUAUUAGUGUUUGACAUGUUUUAAAAGGAAUUGUUCUAUAUUUAGUGAUGAGUAAUCUUGUUUAGUAAUGACUUAUUUCCCAGCUCCAGUGGCUGACAAAGUUCACAGUCAGUGGUAAAGUCAAAGAGUGAAACUGCAGGCUGUUGAACUUCAUGGACACACAUGUGAUGCAACUCCUCUGAGUCACAGCCCAACAGAUGUGAGUGACAAAGACGAGGAGACCGUGCACAACUUUUAACUUAAGAUUUAUUCAACAAAACUCAACAAGGACAAUAAUCAGUAACAUCACCAGUGUGUGUGGUGCAUGGAUGAGUGGAAGAUAUAGUGCAAUGUACAUUCAAAAAAAGUAAGUCCAACCAAAAAUAACCAACCAUAUGAAUGAAGAGAGACUGACCAGUCCAGCAGGUAGAAGUAGGGGGGAGGGGGGGGUCAGUCAGCUGACUGCUGGACUUCCUGUUAAAGGGAGACGACAGCCUGCUGGAGGCUGUCGCACUUGUACUGUGAAUGUACAAAAACUGUUGCUGAUUGUCAAUCACGGUUGUCUGAAUGUUUGUGGCUUUGUUUACACUGGGAGCAGCUUCAGGAUGUUUUCACACUGAGUUUGUUUGAGUCUGAAUCUGAUUAUGAUCGUCUCUGUCAGAGCACUAAUAUAGUUUGUUUUCAGCUGUGUGUUUGUGUAAACAUGAUGGCUACUCCACAAAUCCUGUGCUCCUAUUAUUGGUUGUGUGCAUCUAAUUUAUUUUCACUAUGCAUCAUCAACAAGAUGCAGCUAAGCUCAUGACAGAAUAUCAGGAUGUGAAGUAAAGUCAGCAGAUAGUUCAGUCUGUGCAGUUUUACAGAACAUCGAGACGAGCAGAUGGCAACAUUUAAAUUAUACUGAACCUUUGCAGCAUUGCAGAUUCAAAAGUAUAAUUUUAUAAACACUAACUUUUUUUUUUUAGUUUUCAUUUUGAGGAAGAAUGUCAACAAAUACUUUUUGUUACAGUUUUUAUUUUUUACAGGUUUAUUUUUUAAUUUUUAACAGAUUUUGAAAUUUAACUUGCGCACCAUUUAAGUAAAGAAAAUAAAGGUAAUCCGAUGUUUACAAGUGAAAAUGUUACCCUGAUCGGCCCCCUAGUGGAUAUACUUUAUAAUCUUCUGUGUCAGUCUGCUUCAAAGGUGUCCGCAUUGGUGGUACUGAGGGUUUCCUGUGGAGGUAUAGGUUGGUUUUUGACCAAACAGGGAACCUUCUGAAACUACCACAUUCAUGUUGAUUUAGGUUGAUAAAGUGUUGAUAUUUCUGUUUACAGAUUCAGACCAACUUCUCAGUGUGAAAUCAUUCUGAAACUGACUCUCAGUAAAGAUCUCAGUCUGCUUCAAACAAAUGUACAAUAUGUGGUCCAAACCACAUCUACAGUCAAAAAUGUUUCUUCCUGUUCUUAAUGUCCACACUGGAAGGUGGUGUGAAAAGCCUGCUGUCAUAACCUCCAGGCUGCGUCACACUGCUUCUCUCCAACAACCCUGUCUUUGUAGUUUGAAUGCCAUGAGCUGCACAGAUGGGGAUAAUGCUGCACACUUUCAGACAGUCUCUCAACAAAGACAUUCGUGGUGUCGUACUCAGCUGAUCAUACAAAAGAGUGAAAAGAGUGAAAGCUUGAGGGAGAAGUUACAAUCACAGAACCACCACACAUCUCGCCAAUCAUUGUGUAAAGUGGACAUGAUUGUUGGCUUCUGAAAAUUACAAAAAUGUAGAUGCAGCCAUUGUAAAUGGAGGGUUUUAGAUGGUGUUAUAUGAUCUAGCAAGAACUUUGUUUGAAUUAUACUGAGGCCUUAUAAAUAAUCAUAAAUGCUGAAUCUUUUAUCUGGUGGCUGCUGCUUCGUCAAUGCUGCUCUUCGGAGUUCAGUUUGAGUUGAAGCCUGUUUGCCUGGAACACAUCACAUGUUCUCCUAAAAACCCGUCUGCAGAGUCAUCAGAAAAACUGUGCUUUUAUGUGAAACAUCUGCUGCUUGUUUUUUUAAGUUUUGUUCAACGCUAAGAUUUAACACUUAGUUGGAUUCUCCAGGAGUACGUCCUGCUGGUAACCGGGGGAAAUUACCCACUUUACAAGUUAACGAGAAGUGCCUGAACAACCCAUAAACCUGAAUACAGCAACUAAAUGACAGAGCAGCAGCCCUUCAUACUCCUGAGUGGACUUUACAUCUGGAUGUGAGGUUUUAGAGUUUGUAGACUACGCUGUAGUAAACACAUUUACUCCCUCACUCUUAAAACCAGUUUGCUGUGAGUGUAAAUCCAAAAAUUGUAAACGGAUGGUGUGAUUUGUAGAUUUAGAGCAGAGCAACGUCCACUUACCAAACAUGUUGUACUUUAUGUGUGAUGUGUGCUCAGUUACCAUAGCUUUAAUUCAGCUCAUCAUGUUAAAACUGUGACUGUUUGAUGAAAUGAGAAAAAAAAAAAGUCAGUUUCACUUAACAACCUGCUUACCAUCAGUUCAUUCAUAGGCACCAAACAGACAAAAGCACUGUGAUAUUUCAAUGGAAACCACAAAAAACAACAUAAGCCCAUCACUGUCACUUUGAAUGAAAUAAAAAUAUGAAACAAUUUUCUUUUUUCUUUUCUUUUAAGAUCAAAGAACUAUGGAGGUAAAUGUUGACACAAUCAAAUCCAGAUGAGAAAUGUUCUGAUGUCUAGUCUGUCUAUUUUAUGGCAGUAUAUUGCUGCCACUGUGACAAAGAGAAGCAUCUCAGUUUAUAGUUAUAAGAUAUUUUGUAUGGU